Molecule: messenger RNA, 666 nt
Organism: Eurytemora carolleeae
Lineage: Eukaryota; Metazoa; Arthropoda; Copepoda; Calanoida; Temoridae
Product: A-kinase anchor protein 17A
Exons: 2
Coding region: 41-652 (203 amino acids)
Source: RefSeq, a predicted model, not a curated record
AGAUUCAAUGUUAAAUAAUUAUUAAAUUUUAUUUUCCACAAUGAAUUCAAAACAUGUGCAGGAUCUGAAAAAUGUUUUAGGUUUGGAAGAGUACCAGCGCAAAAGAGAGAAGAAAAUUCGAAAACGAAAACAAAAGAAGGAAAAAAUAGCUGGCGACAAAGUGAUUCAAACUUUAGCAUCAAGUCUAGGAAAAUCUCAUGAAGCGCCCGAGAUUGUUACAUUCUCCGCCUACCGGAGUAAGAAAAAGAAAACUGGUAAGUUGGAGGAGGAGAAAAUAGGUCCAACCAUGAGUAUGGAUCAGGCUAGGUUGGACGUUUUCAAGUUCGGACUCAACGCUCUCUCCAGGAAAGACAGGGUUGAUGCUAAAAUAGCACUAGCUAUAAAACUAGGUGCAGAACCACCCAAAAACAAAUGUAUUCCGUUACAAGAACUCAAGGAAAAGAGGAAACUAGAAAAACUGGAAACUAAGAAGCUAGAGGAGGAGAAUGAAAAUAAAUUGAUUAAUAAACCGAACCGUAAUUCUAAAAAUAAGAACAGCUCUAAAGGAUCGAAGAAGGUGAAAAGCUCGAGUUCUCAGCUCAAAGUUGGAUCAUUCGAUGGGGGAAUGCUAAAAAUAUCCGGGGCAGAAUUAAAGAAAAUUAAAUCAAAAUAAAUUUUUAGACUUCG